CCGCCAUUGUGCCCAUCUCAGAUGCUGCUGAGCAGCGUUUAUGGAGUUACGGUGUAAUAUUUCUGCGGCAACAUCCCACGACCUUUUUUUUUGUCCUUCGUCCUUCUCUCUCCUCCGCCGCCCAGCCUUCCCGGCUACCCGAGCCGGUGACGCCUCUCUAUCAAGCCGUCCGCCGCCGUUCGCCCACCAUGUCGUCGUCCGAUCCGCACAGAAACCCCGCCGAGGAGGGCGACGAUUUGGAGCCAGAGCUGCUCGCCGAGGAUGACGUGCAGGAGAUACUUGACGGCGAGGACGCCGAGGGCGAUGUGGCUAUGGGCUCCGACGACGAGAGAGAGGAGAUCCUGCUGGAGAACGACAGCAUCGCCUACUUUGACGGCCACAAGGACUCCGUCUUCGCCAUCGCCCAGCACCCGCUGUACCCCAGCCUGAUCGCCACCGGCGGCUCCGAGGGCGAGGACGAGGACGCGCCGGGUAAGGGCUACGUGAUCGACACAUCUGCUGCCGUCUCGCGCCCCGUGCUGCCGCCGAGCUACAACUCGGACCCCAGUUCCGCGCAAUCCCCGCAAACGAUCGCGCUCCAGUCCCUCUUCUCCAUCGACGGCCACUCCGACAGCGUCAAUGCCAUAGCCUUCACCCUCCCGCGCGGCGAGUUCCUCGUGAGCGGCGGCAUGGACGGCCGCGUGCGCGUCCACGCCGUGACAGCAACCCCGACCCCCUCCGGCGCCGUCUCUGCGCAGUUCAAAUUCCUCGCCGAAUCCCGGGAAACCGAGGAAGUCAUCUGGCUUGCCCCCUGUCCCUCGCCCGACUACCCCAACACCAUCGCCUACGGCGCAUCCGACGGCUCCGUCUGGGUCCUGACGCUCGACGCCGCCGACCCGUCCAACCCGAUCCAAAUCGUGCAGACCUACUUCCUCCACACCGCGCCCUGCACCGCCGGUGCCUGGACCCCCGACGGCCAGCUGCUCGCCACCGUCAGCGAGGACAGCUCGCUGCACGUCUACGACGUGUGGGGCGCGGCCGCCGCCAAGUCCCUGGUCCUCGACAACGGCCAGACCGUCGUGUCGCUGACCGGCGCCGACCAGCGCUUCGCCGUCGAAGGCGGCCUCUACUCGCUCGCCAUCUCCCCCUCGGGCGGCAUCCUCGCCGCCGGCGGCGCCGCCGGCGCGAUCCGCAUCAUCAGCCUGCCCCGCCUCUCCCCACCCGCCACCAGCAGCAGCGCCCAAACCCAAGCCGGCGGCACCAUCCUUGCUUCGCUGGCCGUCCAGUCCGACAGCGUCGAGUCCCUCGCCUUCUCCCCCUCCCCAGCCACCCCCUUGCUCGCCGCGGGCUCGGUAGACGGCAGCAUCGCCGUGUUCGACGCGGCCCGCUCCUUUGCCGUGCGCCGGCACAUCCGCGGCGCCCACGACGGCGAGUCCGUCGUGAAAGUCGACUUCGUCCGCGCCGCCACCGCCCCCGGCACCGCCGGCUGGCUGCUCACCUCGUGCGGGCUCGACGGCGUCGUGCGGCGCUGGGACCUGCGCGGCGCCACCGCCGGCGGCGGGCAGGCGGCUGCGGCGGCUGCGGCUACGGCCGGGUUGGUGAAGGAGUGGAGGGGCCAUCGCGGCGGCGGGGCGGGCGGCGGCGUGCUGGGUUUCGUGCAGGGCGAGACGGGCGAGAGGAUAGUCACGGCCGGCGAUGACGGGUUGGUGUUGGUGUUUGAAGCGUGAGGUGGGUAAAAAAAUAGAAAAAGAAAACCAUGCAGGGGCAAAUAAGGGAUGUAGUUACCGGAGAAGAAGUUGUAUAUAAAGUGCACGGCCUGGCGUUCUGGGGGAUUUAGGUAGAAGUGUUAUUUGCUCCUGUCCUCGCUCCGGCUUACCACCCUCUGAGUGUUGGGACUGCUUCAAGAUGGCCGUCAUUCUUCAACUUGCCAGUCUCAAUCUCACAUCAGCCAGCCCAUUUCUUUCCUGCAAAGACCACCUCGACGCCACGACCUAAGAGCACAGAACACAUUUCAGUAUUCCUAACCGACAUUGCUAACCACCUACUUAACUAGCGCGUUGAGCUCUAUGCUUUCUAUGAAACCCAUUUUUUCCCCGCUGUUGAACUCCCGCUCCGCAUAUCCGGCCCCAGAUGGAUGGAUGCCUUUACAUCUAAACGCCCUGAAUUAUUUGUUGAAAUAAAAGCGAG
Messenger RNA from Thermothielavioides terrestris NRRL 8126, 2166 nucleotides. RefSeq lists its product as uncharacterized. Bases 189 to 1706 code for a protein of 505 amino acids. Gene Ontology annotation, molecular function: protein binding. Lineage: Eukaryota; Fungi; Ascomycota; Sordariomycetes; Sordariales; Chaetomiaceae. The record is from RefSeq and is a predicted model, not a curated record. The transcript has a single exon.